CUGAAUCGCGCAUCUUCUAAGUACGUUAAAACAUGACGUCGCCAAUCCCCGUUUCAUACCCAUUGCGCUUGCGCGCGUCCAAGGCUACCAGGAAGCAAACACGAAGCAGUUUGACUGUCUACAAUGUGUAGACAGAAAGCUGUAGAAAAUUGAGCCUGGAGCCCUGCGUGUGUGUGAGCCCACAUCAUGGCGUGCUGCCGGCUGUGCUCCAGACUGUGUCCCAGGCUGUGCUCCCGCUCCUCCGCGUACACUCUGGCCCUGGGCUUGGGCUUCGUCACCCUGGGCACCUCUCGCAUCCUGCUGCUCAAGUUCUCUGCCAACACACAAAACAAGUAUGAUUUCCUCCCUGCGUCUGUCAACCUGCUGGCAGAGGGGCUCAAGCUGCUCUUCUGUCUUGGCAUGUCUCUGAGAGUCAUGGUCAGAGACGGCCGUUCAUGUCGAGAGCUGGGCUGCUCCUCGGGUUCUGCCUUCCUGAGUUUCAUGAAGUGGUCCGUCCCCGCCUUCCUUUACUUUCUGGAUAACCUCAUCAUCUUCUACGUCAUGACCUACCUACAGCCUGCCAUGGCAGUGUUGUUCUCCAAUGUUGUUAUCCUGACCACAGCUAUCCUGUUCAGAGUUGUGCUGAAGAGACGCCUGUCCUGGGUGCAGUGGGCCUCCCUGGUCAUCCUCUUCCUGUCCAUUGUCUCCUUGACGACAGGAUCGGGAGGCAGCCAACGGGCCAUAGCGAUGCCGGGCCUCCACCCCAGCCCCCUCUCCCCACCCACCAACAGCUGCCUGCUCUACACACAGCUAGAGGAGCAACGAAGGAACGACAGUAACUCCAGCACAUGGAGCUCAGUGCUGCCGGGACAGGCUGAGGUGUGGCGGGGGAGGCUGAUGGGGACUCUGCGCUCUCUGGGCAUGGGUCACAUCCUCCUGGUGCUCCAGUGUUUUAUCUCCUCCAUGGCCAACAUCUACAACGAGAAGAUCCUCAAGGAGGGAGACCAGCUCCAAGAGAGCAUCUUCAUCCAGAACAGCAAACUGUACAUGUUUGGCAUGCUGUUCAACUGUCUGACUCUGGGUCUAGGGGGCGAGGCGAGGGGUCUAACCGUCCGUUGUGGCCUCCUUUAUGGUCACAACGUCUACUCACUGGGACUGGUGCUGGUCACUGCUGCCCUGGGCCUGUCGGUGGCGUUCAUCCUGAAGUUCAGAGACAACAUGUUCCAUGUGCUGACAGGCCAGAUCACUACAGUCCUGGUCACGGCCCUGUCCCUCUUCCUCUUUGACUUCCACCCCUCGCUGGAUUUCUUCCUGCAGGCGCCCGUGGUGCUGCUCGCCAUCUUUGUCUACAACGGCAGCCGGCCCAAAGACCCUGAGUACGCCCUGCAGCGCGAGAAGCUGCGCGUCAUUAACGGAGAGGUUCUGCAGAGGUCGCGAGGGGAUGGGGAGGAGCUGGAGAGGCUGACCAAGCCAAACACAGACAGUGAAUCAGAGGAGGAGUCUGUCUAGCCUCCCAUUAUGACUUCACAAUGGCUCAACCUUGUGAUGUCAUCAGUAUGCCUGACUCUGUGACAUCACAAUGGACAAACUGUCAGUCCUGAAUUAUGACUUUGCUAUAACAGAACAGAAUGGACAUGCUAUGUAUCAUGAGGCGGCAGCGUAGCCUAGUGGUUAGAGCGUUGGACUAGUAACUGGAAGGUUGUGAGUUCAAACCCCCGAGCUGACAAGGUACAAAUCUGUCGUUCUGCCCCUGAACAGGCAGUUAACCCACUGUUCCCAGGCCGUCAUUGAAAAUAAGAAUAUGUUCUUAACUGACUUGCCUGGUUAAAUAAAGGUAAAAUUAAAUUAAAUGACAUCAGAGCGCCUUGGCCUGUGGUUUUGUUGGCCUACUGUGAUUGUCAUAAUUUAUUGUACAUCAUAGAUGCGAUAAAGAGGUCAAUGGAACUCGACACAAACAUGGAAAUGCCAUGGAAAUGCAUGGGGGAAAAGAUCCUGAGUCUGUCUCUUCAUUGCCCCCCAGCAAAAUGAUCCUACAUUUAGGCUAUUGUGUGUAUUCCACACUCCCAUUAUGGGGAGUGUGGCGUUGGACUAGUAACUGGAAGGUUGUGAGUUCAAACCCCCGAGCUGACAAGGUACAAAUCUGUCGUUCUGCCCCUGAACAGGCAGUUAACCCACUGUUCCCAGGCCGUCAUUGAAAAUAAGAAUAUGUUCUUAACUGACUUGCCUAGUAAUAUAAAGGUGUAAAAAAAAAAGACUGACUACCAUGACCGAUUUCUAUAUGCUAGCUAUGCUACCAGCUUAUACGGACAGGAGUUAGCAUUUAGCAGUCACUGCUUCUAAGCCUGAAAAUAAACAACUUUUAAAUGUUAUUCUGCGAAAACUGGCAAAUAUAUCAAAAUCCAAUUUUAGUAGCCACAUUGUGGGCCUUGUUCACAAAUGUUCACUUUGUUAGAUCAGACUUGAAUGUGCGCCAAUCCGGCAUCCUUCUUUCCCCCAAGGUCUGCGUUCCAUUGACCUCUUUACCGCAUCUAUUCAGAAAUGUGCUUGUUUGUGUAUGAAAUAUGAUAUACAAAUAAUAUUGUAAUGGAAGAAAUGCUAAAUAUACAAUUUUGUAUAUGUUGUUGUAUUUAAAAUAAUGCUAUUGCUGUUAUUGACACAGUGGCAAGGGUUACAGCUGUCAGAUGUUGAUAUCUGCCAGUAUGAUCUUAUUAUGUCUUUGUUUUUAUUAUACAUUUGUUUGCAUUAUGUUGGUGGCUGUUAAGAAAAUUAGUUUUUCUAAUGGCCAACUACUCAGUUUGUCUUAACGUUAUUAAGUACUCAAAGACCAUACAGUACUAGCACACUGUGCCAUAUAAUUUACACUUCUAUCAUGUAUUCAAAAAAGCUUCUUGUGAAGUUGUUAUGCAUAACAUAAAAUUAUUGUUAUGCUGUAUGCAUUUAAGGCAAUUUACACCUGGUUCUUUAUAUUACUAUUCAUGACAGUGCAUAAUUACAAUUUCUCAAACUGUCAACAGGUUAUCAAAUUAACAUUAAAAACUACUGCCAAAAAUACCAUAUUUUGUCUAGUUCACUGACUAUAUUUUCCAUUCUGUUGAUCUGUGUUGUAAUGUUCGAAU
Molecule: messenger RNA, 3095 nt
Organism: Oncorhynchus keta (chum salmon)
Lineage: Eukaryota; Metazoa; Chordata; Actinopteri; Salmoniformes; Salmonidae
Gene: slc35a5
Product: solute carrier family 35 member A5
Exons: 10
Coding region: 187-1488 (433 amino acids)
Biological process (GO): pyrimidine nucleotide-sugar transmembrane transport
Cellular component (GO): Golgi membrane
Molecular function (GO): pyrimidine nucleotide-sugar transmembrane transporter activity
Source: RefSeq, a predicted model, not a curated record